AUGCUUGCUUCCUCGGGCACCAUAGGAGCAUUGAUAGCUGGGCUGAUCAGCUAUAAACCAAUCUUGUUUGCCAUCCUAUUCCUUCUACUGUUGCUUAGCAACUGGCUGGUCAAGCAUGAAUUCAGACCCGCCCCCCCAGAGCCCCAGCAGGACAAGAUCCUCGAGCGGCUGGUGUUCAGUGAAAUGAAGCUGAAGGUCUUGGAAAAUCAGAUGUUCAUCCUGUGGAACAGGAUGAACCAUCACAAGGGGUCAGGCCGACGUCGCACUUACCCCCUGAAGCGCUGCAGCCUUCGGAGGCACGAGUCCAUCUUCUCCAUCUCCUCCGAGUACACGUCUUCUACUCGCUGA
Molecule: messenger RNA, 348 nt
Organism: Condylura cristata (star-nosed mole)
Lineage: Eukaryota; Metazoa; Chordata; Mammalia; Eulipotyphla; Talpidae
Gene: TEX46
Product: chromosome unknown open reading frame, human C1orf234
Exons: 2
Coding region: 1-348 (115 amino acids)
Source: RefSeq, a predicted model, not a curated record